UCGAGGUGAGACGAAGCCGCUGAAAGUGGGUGGGACCAAUCAGAGACGCUGGGGGCGUUGACGCAUGCGCCAUCGCCAUAGACAGGUGACGGUAGAAGAUUCUGGGCCCGAGUUGUCUGUAGAAGCGUCGUGAUGGUGGCGCAGCUGAGGCUGCUGCCGCUGUUGGUGGUGCUGACGGCGACCGGGACGGCUUGGGGCUGGGCGCAGCAGGAGAAAAUCUUGUUGAGAGAAGUCCAAGCUCUGACACUCUACCCAGGCCAGUACACAAAUUAUCGACGGUCUUCUCCAAUUCCCCAGUUGCAAUGCACUGGAGGUACAGCUGGAUGUUCAGCAUACACCCCUGACGUUGUCCAGUGUUACAACAAAGGCUGGGAUGGCUAUGAUGUACAGUGGGAGUGUAAAGCACACUUGGAUAAUUCAUAUUGCUUUGGAAAAAUUGAUGUAAACUGUGAAGGUUAUGAUUAUCCAGAUGACCCUUACAUACUGAAAGGAUCGUGUGGCUUGCAGUACACUUUGGAGUUAGCAAAGAAUGGACAGCAAAAAACUAGCUACUUUGGUAGCAAUUACCAUUCCACAACUUCUCAUGAUUCAUUAUCUUCCGGUGCUGGAGUGGUCCUGGUAAUAUUAUUUGUGGUCCUUGCUUUUGGUGUCUACAAGCUGUUCCUCUGUGAUAACCGGCCUCGACAUGGUUUCUCUUCCAAUGAUGGAUAUUCAGGAUCCUACGGGCAGGAUAAUCAAAGCCCACCUUCUCCAGGUUUUAAACCAAGCUUCACAGGAGCUGCUGGUGGUUCUAGGUAUGAUUCUAAUUCAGGGCCAGGUUUUUGGACAGGAUUAAGUGCUGGAGGGCUACUAGGAUACUUGGCUGGCAACCGAAGGUCACCUUCAUACCAACCAUCUUCUCCAUACUACAAUACUUGGGGUGGUUCGACUGCUACACCUCCAGCAUUUGGCACUUCAAAUGGCUUUACAGCACCUCAGAGUUCAGGGACAAGGUCCACCUCCGGUUUUGGAGGCACAAAAAGGAGAUGAAUGGCUCCUGAUCAGCUUGAACAAGUGAAUAAAAGCACCUUUCCAGCAAUUCCAAACCCCAUUUAAGCUUGUUUGCUGGAUGACUUGUAAGAGUCCAGCUUUGGAUUCAGUUGUACAUAAUCCUAUUUCAUCCAUUUGAACUAUGUGUUGUUAGGUUUGAGGUGUGAAGAAAUGCUGUUUUGAAUAAUUGUUUGAUAAAAAAUAGAGAGAAGGCAGAUACAGAAAUUUAACCAUUAAGAAACUGAAAGUAAUUCAAAUGGAAAGCAAUGGGACUUCUUUAAGAAAAAAAUAAUUUUUGAGCAGUAAAUGUCCCUCCUCUGCCAACCCCGCACAUGUGUUGAGGUAUAUCUCAUUGAAGUGAAUAGGGCUUACUUCCAAGCAGCUGUGCAUAGGGUUACAGUCCUUUUUCUACAAACCAGAGGGAUGUGUGAACUGGCUCCUCUGACACAACUCCUCUUCACAGUCUUGCUGAAAGUAAAAGCUGUGAAUGUUGUCUACUUCCCUGCUCUCUGGAAAUGAACAAAUGUUUGCAUUUUUAAAAACAAUCUGAAAAAUUCACUUUAUAUCUUAAAUUAAAACAUGUGUAACAGCAACUUACAGCAGAGGUCAGAGUAGGUGUGAUUGUUCAUUUUAGCAACUGUUCAUACCUGAAAUGAGUAUGAAUGUAAAAUACCCUUCUCUCAACUGAAAUACUACUUUAAUUCAAAAUCCAGUGUCUCUGAUUGUAUUGUAUUGACAGCCAUCUCUCUCUCUCUAAAUUUUUACAGAGUUGUCUUCUGGGUGGUGGUUUAUAAUGUGUACUUUCCAGUAGAUUGAAGAGUAACACAUUGGAGGAAGGCAGUGGGAAACCAUCUGAGAUCUUCCCAUCUACUAAACCAUUUUUCUUUUGACUUUUCUGUCUUGGUUGGAAAAUAGGCUUGGGAUUGUGCUUCUUUAUUGCUGCCCUUUACCCUACUUUUGCUAUCCUUCCUUUUUUACUGAUUCUGCUUACUAUCUUAUAACAAGAGAGACUAGUUCCAACAGCAAAUAUUAAACCAAAGUGCAGAAUUAAAAAUAAUGUAUGGAAAACUAACAUUGAGUAAUAAAAGAAGCAUUUCUUUUCAUUACAGAAUAUGUACAGCUUUUGGUGGAAGCACCUGAAACAUCUUAAGGUUUCUGCAUAUAUUCAAAUGCAACACACACAAAGUUUUAAACUCAGUUUCGUUUAAAUCACUAUAACUUGCCUUUCCUCAGCAAGAACAGUUAAUAAAUGUCUUUUUGUACAUUCUAAGAUCUGUUUCCCCUACUGGAAAAAUAGCUGUUCCUGACAAAUUACUGCCUUUCCUAGCCAAAGGCCAGCACAAGGAAGCGAACAUUAUUAUUAAUAAACAUUUAUAUAUUUUCACCGAA
This is a messenger RNA of Hemicordylus capensis (graceful crag lizard), 2418 nucleotides long. RefSeq names its product store-operated calcium entry associated regulatory factor (gene SARAF). Gene Ontology annotation, biological process: regulation of store-operated calcium entry. The coding region runs from base 133 to 1029 and encodes 298 amino acids. Gene Ontology annotation, cellular component: endoplasmic reticulum membrane. The transcript has 6 exons. The record is from RefSeq and is a predicted model, not a curated record. Lineage: Eukaryota; Metazoa; Chordata; Lepidosauria; Squamata; Cordylidae.